Molecule: messenger RNA, 966 nt
Organism: Capronia epimyces CBS 606.96
Lineage: Eukaryota; Fungi; Ascomycota; Eurotiomycetes; Chaetothyriales; Herpotrichiellaceae
Exons: 1
Coding region: 1-966 (321 amino acids)
Molecular function (GO): oxidoreductase activity
Source: RefSeq, a predicted model, not a curated record
AUGUCCGCCCCGAAAACACUCCAGUUCAAGCCUCUUCACCCAACCUUCGCAGCUGAAGUGGAGGGACUGGACUUUUCCAAGCCCAUCCCUGACUCGGUCAUCGCAGAAGUGCAAGAAGGGAUCGACCGAUAUGGCGUUCUCGUUUUCCGCCAGGCGAACAUGGACAACGACACCCAUGUUUCGUUCACGCGACGGUUCGGAGAACUGGACUCGAUGCCCUUUAUCCGUCGUCGAGGCCGCUUCCCAGACCAGCCACACCUUUUCGACGUGUCCAACUUGGACGACUCUGGCGAGAUUGUCAAAACCAGCGACCGCGCCAUCACGCUGCUGAAGAAGGGCAACGAGCUCUGGCACGCCGACAUGCAGUACCACCCGCGAAGAGACAAGUAUUCUAUGCUCCGGGCGGUGGAACUUCCGCCCAAGGGAUCUGGUGGCGAGACUGAAUUUGCCGACUCCAGGACAGCCUACGACGACCUCAGCGAAGACUGGAAGGACAGGCUAGAAAACGUGGUGUGCGACUGUUCCCUACUUCACAAUCGCCGUUCGGCCGCCCCGGAUCUGUAUCGAGACGUGGAUCCGUACGACUGGUCCAUCUCUCACUUCAAGGCUGUCUACCCACACGAGGGAAGCGGGCGCAAGAAUCUCUAUGUCACCAGCUACACCUACAGAUUCCAAGGGUAUUCUGUCGAGGAGAGUCAAAGGAUGAUACGGGAGCUGAUUGAGCACGGCUCCCAGCCGAAAUAUGUCUACCGGCUCACCUGGGAGCAGCCUGGCGAUGCCGUCAUGUGGGACAAUACCGCUGUCUGGCAUCGAGCUCUCGACGCGUCGGAGUACAUCUUCAAGUACCCACGGGACAUGCGCCGCACCAACACCUUCGACAAUGGCCCUUAUGCUUGGGGAGAGAACGAGGUGGGCAAGGACUGGAAGGUGCAGCUGCCAAAGGAUCCUCUCGUACACGAAGGUUAG